UCUCGCUCGCCGCCCCCUUUUUUGUUGUCGUGCACGCGCCCGUCCGCGCUCGCUCCUGUCGUUUGACGCUCGUCGCAGCGGAAGAAAAAGAAGAAGAAGAAGAAGAGCUCGCGUCGGGUUUUGCGGCUCGGGCAUGGACGAGAUGUCCCGAGUGCACACCAGCGCAACUUUCGCGGCCGCCGUCGGCGCGCACGGAGUCCUCAAGUCCCUGCUGGAGAACCCGGUCCAGCUGCCCUCCAGGCACACUGACGCGUCGUGCGUGGCCGCAGCGACGAUGGCGAAGGAUCCCGACAAGGAGAAGAAGCUGGACGAGGACUUGAGCGCCCCCCAGUCGGCCUUCCUGGGGCCCACCCUGUGGGACAAGACGCUGCCCUACGACGGCGACAACUUCCAGCUGGAGUACAUGGACCUGGAGGAGUUCCUGUCCGAGAACGGCAUCCCGUCCAGCCCCGCCCGGCACGCCACGACGCCGCCGAGCGCCAGGGCCCCGCCCGCCGCGGCGGUGCCGCCGCCUUCUGUGAUGGACCUCAGCGGCCACGCUUGCGCCUCCGUCCACGGAUGUCUGCUCAGGAACCCCAGCAGGCCAGGGCUCCCGAACUUCAGAAACACUCCGAGCCCGAUAGACCCGGACGCCGUCCAGGUUCCGGUGGGCUACGAGCCGGACCCGGCCGACCUGGCGCUGUCCAGCGUUCCGGGCCAGGAAACGUUCGACCCGCGCAAACGCAAGUUCACGGCCGAGGAGCUGAAACCUCAGCCCAUGAUCAAGAAGGCUCGCAAGGUCUUCAUCCCCGAGGACCUGAAGCAGGACGACAGAUACUGGGCCCGGCGCAGGAAGAACAACAUGGCGGCCAAGCGCUCGCGUGACGCCCGCCGGCUGAAGGAGAACCAGAUCGCCAUCCGGGCCGGCUUCCUGGAGAAGGAGAACCUGGCGCUCAGGCAGGAAGUGGGCGAGCUGCGCAAGGAGCUCGGGCGCACCAAGAACAUCCUGGCCAAGUACGAGGGCCAGCGCGGGCACCCGUGAGCGUCCGUUAGCGUCGAGGCGCACACGGUACACACAAUACACACACAAAGGCCACUCUGCGGUCCUGUCGGCAGGUGAAGCAGCAAGUGGCGCCAAAAUGCCGGUAAAAUUGUCUUUUUGAAGCCCGCCCUCCCCGAAAAGUUUGAAAAAUAUAGCCCCCGACGCCGCCAUUUUGCACUCAUAUGUGUCACACAGAGCGUCCCAAAAAAGAAAAAAAAAAAAAAAAAUCUGCAAUCGACACCAUCUCGAGCAAUCAAACGACCAAAUUGGGCGUCCAAAAAUUGAACAGGAAAUUGGUCGUUUUGCUUUCAGGAGGCCAUUUUGAAUUGAGACGCGCCACCUUGGAGCAUUUGGAAAAAAAAAUCCGGGGGACGAAUCACACGCGGGAUGCGCAAAAAAAAAAAAAAAAGUGAGUGACGCGACACGACGCGUACCCCAAAUCCUCAUCGAGUCGGCAGUUGUGGGGUUUUUUUUUGGAGUCUGCCGCCGUUCGGUUCCCGGCAUGCACCCUUCUGAUGUCCACUUUUUUGUCUUUUACUACCUUCUGCCGUCCUUUGUACCUCGAGAUGCGUGCCGAAAAAUGCCAAAGCCAAGAUUUCGAUCCCCAAAUCAGUGUUUUUGUUUUGGAAUCUUCCACACUUCAAGCCAAAGAAAGUGUGCAUCACGUGCAAAGGACAAAAUGAACGCAGACAGAGCACUCUCCACAUAGGAAAAUGAGUCACAUCAACUUUUAAUACUUUUGAAUUACAAGAAGGAAUCAUAUUCUGAAUUGAAAUGAUUUUACUGUCAAAACAAUGAAUGCGAUGACGCCAGACGUCUUUUAAUGACUUGAGUUUGUACUGUCAACAAAGCAAACAUUUUCUUUUUUACCAAAUUAUUUAUGUUGUUGACUUCUCGGCUGGACCUUUUAUGAUCAUUGAUAUGAGAAAACAACAAGAGCUUGUUUUGAAUGGAAUUUAUUUUUAGUGCAAUAAUCCUGUGGCAAAUUUGUACACGUGCUGACAUGUAUGUACGUAUUUGUGUGCGUGUUACGCUUAGACCUUGGUACUACCGACCAAAAAGAAAAACCCUUUCAGUUGAAA
Messenger RNA from Syngnathoides biaculeatus (alligator pipefish), 2103 nucleotides. Its product is annotated as hepatic leukemia factor-like. Gene Ontology annotation, molecular function: DNA-binding transcription factor activity, RNA polymerase II-specific; RNA polymerase II cis-regulatory region sequence-specific DNA binding. The record is from RefSeq and is a predicted model, not a curated record. The coding region runs from base 134 to 1021 and encodes 295 amino acids. The transcript has 4 exons. Lineage: Eukaryota; Metazoa; Chordata; Actinopteri; Syngnathiformes; Syngnathidae. Gene Ontology annotation, cellular component: nucleus. Gene Ontology annotation, biological process: regulation of transcription by RNA polymerase II.